Messenger RNA from Bursaphelenchus xylophilus (pine wood nematode), 312 nucleotides. NCBI's taxonomy places the organism in Eukaryota, Metazoa, Nematoda, Chromadorea, Rhabditida, Aphelenchoididae. The record is from the annotation of a GenBank genome assembly.
AUGUCCGGACGUGGAAAGGGAGGAAAAGGUCUUGGAAAAGGUGGCGCCAAGCGUCAUCGCAAAGUCCUUCGUGAUAACAUCCAGGGAAUCACCAAGCCCGCCAUCCGUCGUCUCGCUCGUCGUGGUGGAGUCAAGCGAAUCUCCGGCCUCAUCUACGAAGAAACCCGUGGAGUUCUGAAGGUGUUCUUGGAGAAUGUGAUCCGAGAUGCCGUCACCUACUGUGAGCACGCCAAACGAAAGACCGUCACCGCCAUGGAUGUCGUCUACGCUCUGAAACGUCAAGGCCGUACUCUCUACGGUUUCGGUGGAUAA